AUGAAAUUCUUGUCCAUUGCGCGCGCCGUCGAGGCCGAGGUGCCAAAGAUCAAGGGAUCGCGCUUCAUCGGGUUUGUGAGCCCUGUGACGUCGCGCCAAGACGCACUGGCAGUUGUCGCAGCGCGCCGAGCGAUCUUCCCGCAGGCCAAUCACCACUGCUUCGCCUACACGCUCGCGUCGCCGCCCGAAUCGUUCGCGUCCGAUGACGGCGAGCCUCACAACAGUGCCGGCCGGCCGAUCCUGCACGUCUUGCAGCAGCACGAUGUGCUGAAUGUCUGCCUCGUCGUUUCGCGCAUUUUUGGCGGCACAAAGUUGGGCACGGGCGGCCUCGUUCGCGCCUACAACAGCGCGGCCAAGUGCGCGAUGGAGGCCGCGAGCGUUCAAGAGACUUGCGUCCAGCAUAUUGUCAGCGUACUCGUGCCUAUUCACGCCGUCGCCGUGGUCAAGAAGGCACUGCACCGCUUCGACGGGCACGUCGAAACCCUUACCAUCGAGGGCGACUCGGCCAUUCUGGUCUCACGCCUGCCACUGACACACGCCAUGGCAUUCGAGUCAAUGGUGUCCGAGUCGACAAAUGGACGGGCUAUCAUCUCGCAAACGCCGCACAUAGAUGCAAGUUGAAUGCCAUGUGUACACCUUGGAGGAGACGUUCAAUAUACACCUUCAGCGAUUUGCA
Messenger RNA from Saprolegnia parasitica CBS 223.65, 676 nucleotides. RefSeq lists its product as hypothetical. Gene Ontology annotation, cellular component: cytoplasm. The record is from RefSeq and is a predicted model, not a curated record. The transcript has a single exon. Gene Ontology annotation, biological process: regulation of translational initiation. The coding region runs from base 1 to 621 and encodes 206 amino acids. Lineage: Eukaryota; Oomycota; Saprolegniomycetes; Saprolegniales; Saprolegniaceae.